This is a messenger RNA of Neomonachus schauinslandi (Hawaiian monk seal), 4107 nucleotides long. It is a transcript of the gene CCNB3, whose product is annotated as cyclin B3. Gene Ontology annotation, cellular component: cytoplasm; cyclin-dependent protein kinase holoenzyme complex; nucleus. Gene Ontology annotation, molecular function: cyclin-dependent protein serine/threonine kinase regulator activity. Bases 1 to 3975 code for a protein of 1324 amino acids. The transcript is spliced from 12 exons. The record is from RefSeq and is a predicted model, not a curated record. Lineage: Eukaryota; Metazoa; Chordata; Mammalia; Carnivora; Phocidae. Gene Ontology annotation, biological process: regulation of cyclin-dependent protein serine/threonine kinase activity; mitotic cell cycle phase transition.
AUGCCACUGCCUCUACCAUCCCGAAGCUCCAAACCUGAGACUAAGAAAUCACAGUCGAGCAAAAUUGUGCCCGGUGAUCAUGGCCAAUCUGAAAAGAGAGGGGAGAAUUACCAAGCAAAGAUCUCUUCAUGUUCACCUAAGAGACGAUGCAAAAAGAGAUCAGCUUUUGAAGAUCUCACCAAUGCUUCUCAAAGUCAACCUGCCCAGCUCAAGAAGGAAGCCAAUAAGGAGUUUGUUAAAGAUGUUUCCAAGAAGAUAAAAGGGAACACAGCUGCUCUUGGGUUGGCCAAAAACAAUGAGAUGAAUAAGGAAAGUUAUAAGCUGGAACCCUCACCAGUAGUAGUCUCUACUACCUUGGUACCAAAUAUUAUGGAGAAACCACUCAUUCUGGAGAUACCUACCAUCUCUAAAACAACCACUACUGAGGAGGUAUCAUUUUUCAAAAAGCCAUUAAUUUUAAAAGAGGAACUCACUACUGAGGACACAGGCCUUUUCGAGAGGUCAUUAUCUUUAAAGAAGUCCACAAAUCAGGGGGAGGUAUCCCUCAUGGAGAAGCCACCAUCCUUACAGGAGGAAGCUGACAAUGCUGAUGAGUUUGUUGUAGAGCCAAUGACUUUUGGGAAGAAGCAUAAAACUGAGAAGGCAGCCAUCACCAAAGGAACAUUAUCUUUUAAGAAGAUGUGUACAUAUCAGGGGGACUUGGCUUUGCAGAACAUCACUGUUGAAGGGGAUUCCUUCUUUAUGGAGCCAACAAACUUUAGAAAGAAGCCUAAAACAGAGGAGGCAACCCCCACCAAUAAGUUGUUAUCUUUAAGGAAGAAGAAGUAUACCACUCAGGGGAAGGUGUCCCAUAUGAAGAAACCACUAGUAUUGCAGAAGACCACCUCUGAAGAGGAGUCCCUCAUUAAGGAGCCACUGGCUUUCAAGAAGAAACCUACCAGCAAGGAGGCAACCUUCACCUUGAGGCCAUUAUCUUUAAAGAAGAAGUGUACUAUUCAAGGGAAGUUGGCUCACUUGAAAAAGCCAUUAGAAUUGCAGAAGACCACCUCUGGAGAGAAGGCACUCAUUAAGGAGCCAUUGGAGUCUCUCUUCCAGGAGCCAUCUGCAUUGCAAGAGAAGCACACCACUGGUGGGGAGGUGGUCCUCUUGAAGAAGCCACAGGCAUUGCAGGAGGAGAAGGACAGUAAGGAUAAAUAUCUUAUGGAGCCAAUGUCCCUUAGGAAGAAACGUACUACCAAGGAGACAAACCCCACCAAGAAACCGUUACCUGUAAAGAAGAAGUGUACCAUUCAGGGGAAGAUGUACCACUUGAAGAAGCCACUAGCAUUGCAAAAGAUCACCUCUGGAGAGAAGUCAUUCAUUAAGGAGCCACGGUCCCCUAAGAAGAAGGACACCACUGAGGAGUCCCUUUUCCAUGAGCCACCCAUGUUGCAAGAGGAGCACACCACUCAGGAGGACGUGUCCAUCUUGAAGGCCUUGACCUUGCAAAAGACUCUAACUGAAGAGGAGUCACUUUUAAAGGAGCCUUUGGCCUUUAAGAAGAAACGUACCAUUGAGGAGGCAACCCCCACCAAGAUGCUAUUAUCUUUAAAGAAGAAAAAGUGUACUAGUCAGGGCAAGGUGUCCUGCUUGAAGAAGCCACUAGUAUUGCAGGCAACCUCUGGAGACAAGUUGUCCUUUAAAAAGAAGUCUACCACCGAGGAGGAGUCUCUCUUCAAGGAAUCACCUAUGUUGCAAGAGAAGCAUACCACGCAUGGGGAGGUGGCUCUUUUGAAGAAGCCAGGGGCAUUGCAGGAGAAUGUUGAUGGUGAAGAUGAAUUUCUUAUGGACCCAGUUCCCUUUAGGAAGAAACAUACCACAGAUGAGGCAGUCUCUACCAAGGAGCCUUUAUCUUUAAAGAAGAAAAAGUGUGCCCCUCAAAUAAUGAUGUCCAUCUGCCAAGAAAUGUUGGACUUGCAGAAUAUGAUUAGCAAGGAUAAGGAGUCCUUCUUUAUGGAGCCAGUGUCACUUAGGAAGGAGUCUUCAACUGAGGAGGCAAUCCUUACCAAGACACCAUUAUCUUUAAAGAAAAAACAAUUCAUGCAGGGGAAGAUGUUCCUCUUAAAGAAGCCACUGGUCUCAGAGAAGACCACCUCUGAAGAAGAGUCACUCUUUAAGAAGCUAUUGCCCUUUAAUAAAAAGUCUAUAACUGAAGAGGAGUUCCUCUUCCAGGAUCCACCUGUAUUGAAAGAGAAGCACACCACUCUGCAGGAAGUGUCCCUCUCAACUAAGCCAUUGGCCUUGCCAGAAAAGACCACCACUGAAGAAGAAUUGUAUAUUAAGGAACCAUUGACCUUAGAGGAGAAGGCUACUACUGAGGAGGAAUUCCUUUUUCAGGAGCCAUUUUCAUUGCAUGUUAAACCUACCAACAAAGAUGAGUCCCUCUUCUGGAAGGCUUUGGGCUUGCAGAAGAAGACUGAUACCAAAGAGGAUUCCUUGAAGAAGCUGUUGGCUUUGCAGGAGAAGUGCACUACUGAAGAGGAAUCCCUUUUAAAUAAACCAUUGGUUCUGAAGGAGGAGCUCUCCAUUGAGGUGGCAACAAGCCUUGAGAAGCAAUUAUCUUUAACGAAGAAACCCAUUGCUCAGGGGGAGGUGUUCCUCUUGAAGAAGCAUUUGGCCUUGCAAGAGAAUAUCACCAAUGAAGAGUCCUUUAUUAAGCAACCACUGGCUUUUCAGAAGCCCAGCUUUGAGGGGACCAUCCCAAGGGAGUCCUUGGCCUUGCAGGAGAAUCCCACAGUUGAAGAAGAAACCCUCUUCAAGGAGCCAUUGUCCUUUCAGGAGAAACCUACCCUCAACGAGACAUUCCAUGUCAAGGAGACAUUUGCCUUGAAUGAGAAACCCACCACUGGGAAGGAGUUGUCCCUGAAGGAGCCAUUGGCCUUGCAAGAGAAUCCCACCCAAAAGGAAGAUAACUCUUUCAAAGAUUUCUUGAUCCUCCAAGUUGAAACCAGCUCAUAUGUGUCCAGCACUGCCCCCGAACCCAGAACAGGCCUGUCCAGUGUGGGCAAGUUCAAUAUCACAAGCAAGUCCAGUGCUUGUGAAUCCAGUUCCAAUAAACCUUCCUCAUCUUGGGGCAAGAGGUCACAGAAGGAGGUAACCCCAUUGGAGGAUAUUGACAAGAACCACAGUGAUCCAUUUUUCAACCCAAUAUAUGCCAAGGAUAUCUUCAGUUACAUGAAAGAGAGAGAGGAAAAGUUCAUACUUAAAAAAUACAUGAACAGGCAGACUGACAUCAGCAGUUGCAUGAGGGCCAUUCUUGUGGACUGGUUGGUAGAGGUGCAGAUGACCUUUGAGAUGAGUCACGAGACCCUGUACUUGGCAGUGAAACUGGUGGAUCACUACCUUAUGGAGGUAGUAUGCAAGAGGGACAAGCUACAACUCCUUGGUUCCACUGCAUUUCUGAUUGCAGCAAAAUUUGAGGAGUCCUGCCCACCUUGUGUAGAUGACUUCCUAUACAUCUGUGAUGAUAUUUAUCAGCGAGAUGAGAUGCUCACCAUGGAAAUCAGCAUCCUGCAAACUCUCAAAUUUGAUAUCAACAUUCCCAUCGCCUAUCAUUUCCUGCGCAGAUAUGCUAGGUGUCUCCGUGCCAACAUGAAGACACUGACUUUGUCCCGCUUCAUCUGUGAGAUGACUCUGCAGGAAUACGACUAUGUCCAGGAGAGGGCUUCCAAACUAGCUGCUGGCUCCUUCCUCCUGGCCCUCUAUAUGAAGAAGCUCGGACACUGGGCUCCUGCCCUGGAGUAUUACAGUGGCUACAAGACCUCUGAUCUUCACCCCUUGGUCAAGCAGCUAAACACCCUGCUGACAUUGCGUCCUUGCAACAAGCUCAAGACUGUGCAUUCCAAGUAUUCUCACCGGGUCUUCUUCGAAGUCACCCAAAUCCCCCCCUUGGACAUGUUGAAGCUAGAGGAGAUUUUCAACUACUGCAAAGUCUGAGGCUGAGGAGCCGGCACACUGGCAGCGGCCACCAGGGCCAGGCAGGCAUUAAAAUAAGCUGUUACUUAUUCUGUCUCUGAAUGUGUCUUUUGGUCGCUUGUGUUUCGUUUUUACUCUUUUGUUUGUCUUUUC